Molecule: messenger RNA, 5053 nt
Organism: Erpetoichthys calabaricus (reedfish)
Lineage: Eukaryota; Metazoa; Chordata; Cladistia; Polypteriformes; Polypteridae
Product: period circadian protein homolog 1-like
Exons: 23
Coding region: 587-4966 (1459 amino acids)
Biological process (GO): entrainment of circadian clock by photoperiod; circadian regulation of gene expression; negative regulation of transcription by RNA polymerase II
Cellular component (GO): nucleus; cytoplasm
Molecular function (GO): transcription corepressor binding; transcription cis-regulatory region binding
Source: RefSeq, a predicted model, not a curated record
ACGUGUAGUUGUGCGUGUAGAUCAGCGUGGAUUAGUUUUGUAGCAAACUGGGUUUAGAAGACUGGCUAUGGAGACGUCUUUUACUGGCCUACUUCAGGAAACCGUUUUCGUUGCUGCGAAGAUCUAAAGUAAACAGUGUACUUGACGUGGUCAAACACUUAUUGACACAGUUACUUCAAGGAGAAGAAGAUCCAGAAUUCUUUGGACAAAGAGACAUAAUGAAAGAACAGAAGUUUCUUAAACCACUAGGGUGAUCAAAGUACUAUAUAAAAAUUUUGUAACUGGAUGAUCUUGAGUCCCUCCUAAACUACAUGAAAGCUGUUUAUCCUCAGCCCUCUUGUAUUUGUUUUAGCAGGUACGAAUUCAAGGAAAAGUUUGUCUAAAUAUUUCAUAAAUAAGUUUUGUUUUUUUUAAACACUGGAUUUAUUGUACUCAAUACCAGCAUUCUAUUACAAACUAUUUUUCUACUUCCAGUUAAUACAAAUUACAUUUUUUGAACUCUGUAGAUAUUCAUAGUAAUGCAUCAGUCUUGUACUCAAGAGUGCCCUUCUUAGUGUUGCAUCCAGUGUGUUCAGUCUGCCGAGUUAUGACUGACAGCAACUACGAUUCUGCCUGCAAUCAUGGUAAUGAUGUGCCAGCUGUGCUGCCUGCUGCUGUGGCCGUUGUAGGAACCAGUUACCCUGGCAGCAGUGAUAGCCCCAGGAGUAACAGCUGCAAUAAAAAUUGCAGCAGUGGCAAUUGUGACAACUGUAACUCUCUUACAAGCAACAGUAACACCAGCAAAGUUGGGCCACCAAACAAUGGAGCUGGAGGAAGCACUGGAAGUGGAGUUCGGAGUGCCUGGGGUUCACGGGUGCAAGUCAAGCCCCCUUGUCAACAGAAGCAGGCCACAGGAACAUCUUCUGAUGACAUGGAUGUGAACAGUAAUGGCAACUCAAGUGGGAAUGAUUCAAAUGGAGGAGAGUCGAAUGAAAAUGAAUCUCGUGGGCGCCAGUCAACACGAAGCUCCAACAGUAGCUCUAGCCGAAAUGGCAAGGAUUCUGCAAUGAUGCUGGAAACUACUGAGAGUAACAAGAGCUCAAAUUCUCAGAGCCCAUCUCCACCAAGCAGUUCGAUAGCUUACAGCUUACUAAGCACCAGCUCAGAGCAAGAUCAUCCCUCUACCAGUGGCUGCAGCUCUGACCAGUCGGCUCGUGUGAAAACACAAAAAGAACUAAUGAAGGCCCUAAAGGAAUUAAAGAUCCGUGUGCCAGCUGAAAGACGAAGUAAAGGCAAACCAAGCACUCUUGCUGCUCUACAGUAUGCAUUGUCAUGUGUAAAGCAAGUCAAAGCAAACCAGGAUUAUUACCACCAGUGGACAGCUGAUGAGAACCAGACAUGUAAAUUGGACUCGUCGUCUUACACAGUUGAAGAACUUGAAAAUAUCACAUCUAAGUACACCCUAAAAAAUACGGACACAUUUUCUGUAGUGGUGUCUUUGCUGUCAGGGAAAAUUGUGUGUAUUUCACAUCAAGCUGCAUAUAUUCUACAUUGCAAGGAAGAAUUCUUGAAUGGAGCCAAAUUUGCUGAACUUCUGGCACCUCAAGAUGUUAGUGUGUUUUACAGCUCAACUGCACCCUGCCAUUUACCAUCCUGGUCUGCUUGCAUUGGAACAGCUGCCCCACCAGACUGCACAAAAGAGAAAUCCAUGUUCUGUCGGAUCAGUGCUGGUCGAGGUGGAGAUAAUGAGAUUCGCUACUAUCCUUUUCGUCUCACUCCCUACCUGGUCACACUGAAGGACCCGGACACAACAGAUGGACAGCCAUGCUGCCUGCUGAUUGCAGAGAAGAUUCACUCUGGAUAUGAGGCACCAAGAAUCCCUGCAGACAAGCGUAUUUUCACCACAAGCCACACACCUAGCUGUUUGUUUCAAGAGGUCGAUGAACGUGCUAUCCCAUUACUUGGUUAUUUGCCUCAGGAUUUGGUAGGCACUCCAGUUCUGCUCUACCUUCACCCUGAAGAUAGACCAGUCAUGGUGGCUAUUCACAAGAAAAUAUUGCAACUUGCUGGCCAGCCAUUUGACCAUUCGCCAAUCCGUUUUUGCACACGCAAUGGAGAAUAUGUUACAAUUGACACCAGUUGGUCUAGCUUUGUUAAUCCCUGGAGCCGGAAAGUAGCCUUUAUCAUUGGGAGACACAAAGUUAGAACGAGUCCCCUGAAUGAGGAUGUAUUUACACCACCCCGUGCUGCAGAUAUCAAGCAUCUUGAGCCUGAUAUUCAUGAGCUCAGUGGACAGAUCCAUCGUCUUCUUGUGCAGCCAGUACAUACAAACAGCUCCCUUGGGUACUGUAGUGUUGGAAGCAAUGGAUCUCAUGAGCAGUUCCUGAGUAUUGCUUCAUCCAGUGACAGUAAUGGCAUUCCUGCAGAAGAAGCAAGAUUGCACAAACCGAUGACAUUCCAGCAAAUCUGCAAAGAUGUGCACAUGGUUAAAAAUCAAGGUCAGCAAGUCUUUAUAGAGUCCCGAACGAAACCUUUACCAAAGAAAUCCAGUUCCACAGGUAAUGAUGCGCCUAAGCAAGCAACCAGCAAGCCAAAGCAGAUAACAUGUGUUUCCCCAGCUUCUGCCUUAGUAGAAACUGUCAAAAAGGAGGCUCCCUCCACCUAUUCCUACCAGCAAAUCAACUGCCUGGACAGUAUUAUUAGGUAUCUGGAAAGUUGUAAUGUUCCCAACACAGUGAAGAGGAAGUGUGGCUCCUCUUCUUGCACAGCUUCUUCAAACUCAGAUGAUGACAAACAGAAGAUGGGAGAAGAUGGACCAAAUAUUAACAAAGGCUCCGUGGUGGAGUUGGGGACCCCAGGAGGUAAUAAGGAGUCGAAGGGGACAGCUCACCCCCUCACCCCUCUGGCGCUUCCCAGUAAAGCGGAGAGUGUAGUUUCCAUCACAAGCCAGUGUAGCUUCAGCAGCACCAUCGUUCAUGUUGGGGACAAGAAACCACCGGAGUCAGAUAUUGUAAUGGAGGAAGCCCCGGCCACGCCUGUGCAACCACAACCUGCUGCUCCAGCAAGUACUACAAGCCAGCCCCUGGAUAAGGACUCAAAAGACCCAUACCGUAAGGUUGGACUUACCAAGGAGGUGCUGUCUAUUCACACACAAAAAGAAGAACAGACUUUUCUCAGUCGUUUCAAAGAUUUGAGUCGGCUUAGAGUCUUUGAAUCACCAUGUGAGCAACAACAAGUUGGGCGGUCAAAGACAGGUGUCCGAAAUUCCAGGCACUAUCCAGCAGCAGGCAGCAGCAGCCGGCGAGGGAGAGGUGGGAAGUCAAAAGCUAAGCGUCUGAAACAUCAUGAAUCUUCUGAGCAUGCCAUGUGUAGUGCUGGUGGUCCAGGCAUUCAAGGCCAGUCUGCUUCAUCCCCAAACUUGCCACAGUGCUCUCCUUUUCAUUCAGCUCUGCCUGGUCCUUCUUCUGCCUCUUGGCCCCCAUCUGUUACUUCACAGGCCAGUUUGCCACCGCUGCCUUUCCCUGGAGUCUUGCCAACAUACUCUAUGCCCAUGUUUGCCCAGAGAGAUUCUUUGCCAUCUGCCCCCGAGCUUGCACAGGGAACAUUUACAGAAACACAGAGUGGCACAUGCUUUCCAAUGCAGUCUGUCCCUUCUCAGUAUCCCUCUCCAAUAGUCACUCCAAUGGUGACAUUUGUACUGCCAAAUUACAUGUUUCCACAACUUAAUGGCACUCUUCCACAGCCAUAUUUCCCAAACCAAAUGUUUUCUUUCACGUCAGCAGGUACAUCUACUUCUAAUAUGCCCAGCGCUCCUACUACCACCAUGACACAACCCAAUACACAAGAGCUUAGUUCAACAAGUGUAGCCCCUCAGUUACCUCUACAGGAGACUGCGAAACCAUAUUCCUGCUGCAGUACACCUCCAUCAAGCAGUCAACCCCCUAACGAUCGGGAGGGGGCAGAAUCCCCACUGUUUGAAUCUCGCUGCAGCUCUCCUCUUCAGUUAAACUUAUUGCAGCUUGAGGAGACAACUGCAGGGAACCGACUGGAAAUGACUUCUUCUGGCACCGGGGUACAGGGCCAAGUUUCUGGAAGUGGCUCAGGAAGUGGAAAUGCCAACACUGCUCCCGAGUGGCCAGGAGCACAAGCUGGAGGUGCAAGCGGGAAAGCAUGCCCAAGAAAUGAUGGCAACAACCAGAAGGAGAAUGAAAAUAAUGGAGAAGCAAAUGAAUCGUUUAACCAGGAUGCUAUGUCAAGCUCCAGUGAUCUCCUGGACCUUCUACUGCAAGAAGACUCGAGAUCUGGCACAGGAUCUGCAGCAUCUGGGAGUGGGUCAGCUGUUUCAGGCUCCAUGGGCUCAGGCUCUAAUGGCUGUAGUACCUCUGCUUGUGGAACAAGAAGCAGUCAAAGUAGCCACACCAGUAAAUAUUUUGGCAGCAUUGACUCCUCCGAGAAUGAUAAUAAUAACAAGAAGUGUGUCAAUGGAUUGGCAACUGAAAGUGAUCAGUUCAUCAGAUAUGUACUUCAAGACCCUAUUUGGUUGCUGAUGGCCAAUACAGACGAGAAGGUCAUGAUGACUUACCAGCUGCCUGUCAGGGAUAAGGAGACCAUCCUUCGAGAGGACAGGGAAAAACUGAAAGCUAUGCAGAAGCAUCAGCCACGAUUAACAGACGAACAGAAGAAAGAGCUCUGCGAAGUCCAUCCAUGGGUGAAAACUGGCCGGUUACCCAAAGCCGUCAACAUUUCAGCGUGUGUAGGAUGCGGGAUACGCUCGUCUGUUGCAGUGGCAACCCCAUUUGAUGUGGAGCUCCAUGAGAUGGACCUGAGCGGUAUGCUGGAUUCUGGAGAGGAAGGCUGCAACAAAGGGACCAUCCCUGCAGAAACUGCAAUGGAGGAGGAGGAGGAGCUGGAAGACCACAAUGAAGACCAGGAGAUGCCUUCAGCAGAGCAGGAAAUGGAGAGUACGUCACAACAGAGACACGAAUGAGUCUUUAACAUGUCGGAAAUUACAAUUUGAAAAGCCAACAAGUCGGGCUUCAGACUGUAAGAUGUUUUGUAUAUAUUUAUAUAAAAA